AGAGUUUAGAAGCCUCCCCGAUUGACUGAUACGAAAGUCACCAGCCACGACCCCCCGUGGAGACGUCGUCUGAUCUUCACACGGAGUGAUAUUGUAUCAAGAUACGGGUUUUACAACUACAGCGGCACCAUGUGUCAGGUACUUUCAGUCAUAGGCCGGAUCCUUAUUGGGUUACUCAGCCUCGUGUUCACGAUCAUAGGCUUGGCUAUCUUGGCAGCUGGCGUCAUGGUCAAGGUGCAAUCACCAUACAUAUCCGGUUUAUUGGAGUCUGCAACUGCAGCUGCUGAACAACAGGCCUCCACGGCUACAGGUUCUUCAACAACCUUCCCAGAAAUCGAUCUCAGUGAGCUGCUCGGCGGUCUAGCUACUGCCUUUAUUGUCCUCGGAGUGGUAAUGAUGGCCAUCGGGAUAUUCGGCCUCGUUGGAGCUUGCUGUAUGGUCAAAUGCGUGGUCAUCUGUUACCUGGUGAUAGUCAGCCUGCUGUUUGUCAGCCAGCUCACCCUGAUACUCAUCUUGGUCAUAAACAGAGGUCUGAUUGUAGAUUAUCCUCGAAACACCCUGAAGACGACACUGCAGCAAGAGUACCAAGGCGUCAAUGGAACAGAUGUGACGUCACUGGCCUUGAAUGUGUUGAUGGUUCAGCUGGAAUGUUGCGGCAUCAAUAACGGCAGCGACUUUGAUGCUGCCACGAAGUGGCAGACCACUUUUGGGAUGUCGUCUCCGAUCUUGUACAUGACACCUGUUGCAUGCUGUAAGGCAGGGAAGUACACAGGCCCGCCCACGGGAGAUGACUGUGCAAAACUUCCUACCGACGUAAACAGCAAUUUUAACAAGGGAUGCUAUGACUCAAUCCUGGAUUUCGUUCUUAAGGGGGACACCUUCAUCAUCUUCGCAUGUGUUGAUGUUGGUGGUUUGUUCCUACUGGUGUUCUUCUCGGCCGUCAUGCUCCACGAGAUUAUCAAGAAGGAAAACAAAGUGUGGCCAUAGGAGAUUCCCAGGCGAACUGCUGUAUCUGUGAUCUCAAGAUGCUCAAGGUGGUUAUUCUUUACGCUCCUUCCAUAGGCUCAGGAGGAAGGAGUGUUCAUUUUUCAUGUAAAUAGCGCUAACCGUUUUGUCAGAUAGUUUGUUUUCAAAUAGUAUUAAGUCUUUGAGUCUUUACAGUAUUCGAAAAAACUAACAUGUUUUGAAGAAAUGUUGAAAAUCAGUGACUUUGGGAUUAGAUUAUAUUUGUAUAGUUGAAAACCGACCUGUUGUUUAAAAUAUACUCAUGCCAAUAAUGGUUGUCAACCCCCAAAAACCCACCCCGCACCCCCACCCCCACCUCACAACCCCACCCCACACCCCCUCUCAAUUUAAAAAAUUAAGUUGGUGACAACCAUUAUUGGCAUGAGUAUAUGUUACCUAGUUCAUACUUUUUUUGUUGAGAAUACGCAAAUCUAAAAA
Molecule: messenger RNA, 1443 nt
Organism: Haliotis rubra (blacklip abalone)
Lineage: Eukaryota; Metazoa; Mollusca; Gastropoda; Lepetellida; Haliotidae
Product: tetraspanin-18-like
Exons: 9
Coding region: 130-987 (285 amino acids)
Cellular component (GO): membrane
Source: RefSeq, a predicted model, not a curated record